ACGGAAUAGACCCUCCUAAUACGAACUGCAUGUUGCACGAGAGGAGAAAAACCUCGGAAUGAGGCUGAACAAUACUCAAGAGUAUAUGGAUUACAUACAUCGACAUAUCCAGGCCGAUCUGGCAGCUAGAUAAUUUCGCAUACCACCAAUAUUCAAAUGGACACACCGGCGAGAUGUACGCAGUGCAAGCACUGUGACCAGGUAUUUUUUACAAGGCCUCUAUGGUUGGAACACCAUGACUGGCAUUCAGAUAUCCAAAAGCAGCUCUGUCGUCCAUCAAGUAAUACAGAAACGACAUCAGAGGAAAUCGAUGGCCUUGCAGAUCAUGUUUCUCGGGUUCGGAUAAGUGGCAGCCAAAGUCCCGUGGUCAUACAAUAUAUGAAGGGAAACUAUUCACAAUCAAACAACAUCAGGGAGGAUCUCACCGAAACGCAGAUGGUAGAGCGUCUGCGAAAGAUCAUGGUUGAAUACCCCCCAUACGAGGACGACGAAAACAAAGAGCGAGUGUCAUGUCAGAGGCUGAAGUGUGACGACUAGCUCAACUGGAUAAACAUUAUCUUUCCAAGUACUGUCGUGGGAAUCAAAUAGUUGUAUAUGCCAUGGUAAUUGACAGCUCCAAUGCCGGAG
This is a messenger RNA of Aspergillus wentii DTO 134E9, 627 nucleotides long. RefSeq lists its product as uncharacterized. The record is from RefSeq and is a predicted model, not a curated record. Lineage: Eukaryota; Fungi; Ascomycota; Eurotiomycetes; Eurotiales; Aspergillaceae. The transcript has 3 exons. The coding region runs from base 157 to 537 and encodes 126 amino acids.